This is a messenger RNA of Hyla sarda, 2180 nucleotides long. It is a transcript of the gene SIRT6, whose product is annotated as sirtuin 6. NCBI's taxonomy places the organism in Eukaryota, Metazoa, Chordata, Amphibia, Anura, Hylidae. The transcript has 8 exons. The record is from RefSeq and is a predicted model, not a curated record. The coding region runs from base 81 to 1076 and encodes 331 amino acids. Gene Ontology annotation, molecular function: NAD+ binding.
UCAUCAAAGGUCCUUUAGUCCCUGGGAUCUAUCCUGCCAGUAUCUAGACAGGCCUUUUCGUGCUGUAGAAGUUGCCAGUGAUGUCUGUAAACUAUGCGGCUGGCUUGUCCCCUUAUGCUGAUAAAGGGCGCUGCGGGCUGCCGGAGAUUUUUGACUCGCCAGAAGAUCUGAAUAAAAAAGUGAAGGAACUUGCAGAUAUGGUUCGGAAAGCUUCAUACAUUGUCUUUCAUACAGGAGCUGGAAUAAGUACUUCAUGUGGAAUCCCUGAUUUUAGAGGUCCUAAUGGUGUAUGGACAAUGGAGGAAAAGGGUUUAAAUCCUAAAUUUGACACAACAUUUGAAACUGCACGUCCAUCUGCAACACACAUGGCACUAUUGCAGCUACAGAGAGUUGGUAUCUUGAAGUUUUUGAUCAGUCAGAAUGUUGAUGGUUUACAUGUAAGAUCUGGAUUUCCAAGGGACCACUUGGCAGAGCUUCAUGGAAAUAUGUUUGUUGAGGAAUGUACAAAAUGUGGCAAACAAUAUGUUCGAGAUUACGUAGUUGGAUCCAUGGGUUUGAAACCUACUGGAAGAUUCUGUGAUGUUCCCAAAGUAAGAGGCCUACGAGCUUGCAGGGGAAAACUAAUUGAUACAAUCCUUGAUUGGGAGGAUUCUUUACCAGACAAAGAUUUGAAUCUUGCAGAUGAAGCCUGCAGAAAGGCAGAUCUGUCCAUCACUCUUGGAACAUCUCUGCAAAUUAAGCCCAGUGGGAAUCUUCCUCUGUUGACUAAACGUAAAGGUGGAAAACUGGUGAUUGUUAAUCUGCAGUCAACUAAACAUGAUCGUUAUGCUGAUUUGCGUAUUCAUGGAUAUGUGGAUGAAGUAAUGACUCGGUUAAUGCAGAAUCUGGAUCUUGAAAUUCCUAUGUGGACUGGUCUGCCAACUAAAUUAGAACCCAAAGAUCAGGUCACUGAACAUCCCAUUAACUGCAAUGGAGAUAUAGAUUCUGCACUUAUUAAAAAGGAAGAAAGGAACACUUGCGCUGAAGAGAACCCACACCUGCCAAAAAGAGCAAAAGUGGAAACCACUUGUGCUUGAAUUUUGAUUAUUUACAUUCAGGAAAAUAAUUUUCUUUUUAGGUUUUUUGAUUCUUUUUAUUUUGAUCCUCUAAAAAUUGCUGUUUUUACAAGGGAAAUUUUUUUUUAAUUUUAUUUGCAUUUAGGCAAGGUUUCCAAGCAGGACUUUUUAUGGUGAUUUUUGGAAAACCGCUGCUGCAGUUUUUGAGCCAAAGUCAGAAGUUGAUCCAGAAGAAAGGAUAAGUAUAAAGCUUUCCUUUUAUAUUUACCUUUCCUUUUGAAUACUCUUCUGGCUUUGGUUCAAAAACUGCAAUGGCAGUUUACCAGAAAAAACGGCAGAAAAAAAUGCAUUUUAAUGCAUUUUGACCAUACUUGGCUGUUUUUAGUUGUUGUGUUUUUAUUUCUUUGCUUACAGCUAAAGCUAUAGCCCAAAAUGUGUGAGCUUUUUUUUGUUGCAUCAGCACUUAAAGGGGUACUCCGCUGUAAACAUCUUAUCCCCUAUUCUUUGGAUAGGGGAUAGGAUGUUUACAUCGGCGUACCCCUUUAAAUUUAUGGCUGUUAAAUUUAUGACAGUUACAGCGCUAAAAUUGUUUGUGCACAAGGAGCCGUUAUACCAUUAAGUUUCAUUAAACUUAGCAGUAAGAAAAUUGCUGUUAGUUGGUGAGAUUUUUAAACUGUAAGGUAUGUCCACUGCUGCUGCAGAUUUGAUGCUGGGUCGAACCAUUUAUUUUUAUUGAUUUUACCAACAAAUCUGCAACAAGUGUGAAUAUGCCAUAAAACAUAAAUGUUUGGGCCGUUUUCCUGGGCAAAAAAUGGCCAAAAAUACUGUCGGAAUCUAGCCUUCAAGUGGAAAAUGUUCAUUGCUAAUUCAGUGGACAUUGGACAGUGAAAAUAUUGAAUAGCAUUGGAAUGGGACCAAAACAAUGCAGUCAUAAGGAAUAUUUAUUCAGACUGUUCUUUUUAUUCCUACAUUAUUGUGCAAAAGAAGUGUACAUAGCCAGAUGUGAAACUGUAAAAUUUUUUUUAAUUUUGAUUUCUGUUUUUUAAAAGAAUAAACUAUUCCAUUCUAAAUGGCCUCUGACUAAAAUGUAAUUUACAUUUUUUUUUUUUUAAAUAAAUGAACUAA